UCCUGGAUAGAACGGGUCGGGUUAAAGCCGCUCCAUUUAUGAGCUUUGGCGCUUUAUUUUGUGAAAUCAAAGCUUCUUACAGACGCUUCACUCUCUCGAAACGUUCUUUCAGUUCAGACUCAGAGUAGACGAGUUCAAUCACCGAUCUCACUUUCUCUCCAACUUUUCCAUUUUUCUUCGAUUCUUCAGCUUCCAGAUGGUCAAAGCAGCUGGAAAAUCAUCCAUCGGAGCUACCAACUCUCCCGACGAGAUUGGGAGUUUUAGUACUCGUUUUUCUCUGCCUUCGUUUCUUAAGCAAGUAAAACGACUCACGGAUCAUCAAAGUGAAGCUCUACAGAAAACUGGUUUUGGAAAUUUGCUAUCGAUUCCUAACCAGAGGCUCAACAAAAGUUUGUUAGACGAGUUAAUGAGGAGAUGGGACACUAAUAAACAAGCUUUCGUGCUUCCUCGAGGUGAAAUUUCUCUUAAUCUUAUGGAUAUCGCAUUGAUAUUGAGAUUGCGUGUUGUUGGUCCUCCAGUAUCACUUGUUAAUUCUAUACCUUUCGGGGAUUUAGAAAGAGAUUAUGGCGCUGUUAUAUGGAAAAGGAAGAUCACAGUUACAUCCCUAGAAAGUAAACUGAAUUCAUUUGGUGAUCUUUGCAGUGAUGAAUUUGUAAUAACUUUUUUAAUGUAUACAUUUGGGACUUUUCUUUUCCCCAAUGCAAAUGGAACUGUAGAUUCCCGUUUACUUUCUUAUAUUCAAGAUGUGGACAAUAUUCGCCGGUUUUCAUGGGGUGAAGCAGUUCUUAAAGAUGUUUGUAAUUGGUUAGAUCAAAGGAAAAUGAAGAGUGUAAAGUAUGUGGGAGGUUGUCUUCUAUUUCUUCAAAUAUGGUCUUUCGAGCAUAUUGACAUAGCUCGGCCUGCCUUGUUGGGUAGCUCUGUUUCAUUUCCUCGUGUGUUCAAAUGGGAUAAAAGUAAAUUACACAGUAAACAACAGAUUAUGUCACAGUUUAAGUCUCUACACAAUGAUCAGGUGACUCAGGAGCUUCAACUAACUUCUUGGGAGUCAGAAAUUGACAUAAUUAAAGAGUUAUUGGAGGCACAAAGUAAUGAGAAAGAACAUUCUGAAGUAGAAAACUCUUGUGUGAAUUCUCCUAUUGUUAUUGACUGUGAAUCAGAAGUUGACACAAUUAAAGAGUUAUUGGAGGCGCACAGUAAUGGGAAGGAACAUUCUGAAGCAGAAAACUCCUGUGUGAAUUCACCUAUUGUUAUUGUCUGUGACUUUGGUGCUACACCUCAAAUGAUGAGUCCAAUAAUUAUUGAAGUGAAAUCUGUAUCUAAAAUAAUACAUAAGAAACCAAAGCUAAUAAGAUCAGCAUCUCAAAACGAUGCCAACACAAUUAUUACUAUUGGUGAAGAAAAAGAUUUGAGAAGAAGAGUCAAGAUGUUGGAAGAGAAAAUCAUGGAAUUACAGAAGGAGAAUGUAGAAUUAAUGGGAGAAAAUGAUGAGUUGAGAAAAGAUAACAAACUUUUGAGGUUGUCAUCAGACAAUCUUGUGUUUCGACUUGAGAAACUUUUAUUGGAUGAGGAUCACUGCUGAGUGUUGGAAAUUGUGAAUUCCUCUCUAUAUAUCAAGUUUAAUCCAACAACUUGAUGGUGAUCAAACGAUCUUCCUAACAUAAAUUUGGUAUGGGGUUUUCAGUAUUUUUUGUGUAUACUUUCCUCAGAAUGAAAAUUAAAGUGUAUAGAGUGCUUAAGGUUAUAUUACGAUUUAUCUUGUGGUUUCUUUCUUGACUUUGUAAAUAUGUAGAUAGGUUUUGUAAUUUAUAAUAUGAAAUUCGAACUUAAUACGAAUC
Messenger RNA from Cannabis sativa, 1835 nucleotides. Its product is annotated as protein MAIN-LIKE 1. NCBI's taxonomy places the organism in Eukaryota, Viridiplantae, Streptophyta, Magnoliopsida, Rosales, Cannabaceae. The record is from RefSeq and is a predicted model, not a curated record. Bases 197 to 1579 code for a protein of 460 amino acids. The transcript has 8 exons.